AUGUCUUGGCCAACACCAGCGGAUCUUGAUGACCUUCAGGGUGAUGUUGUUCUCGGACUUCCAAAGCGCGCAGAAACCUUCAUUUUCUUCAAUAUUGCGAAUGUUGCCAAUUUCAAGAAAUCUCUCCAACAGUUUAUACCAGCCGUCACGACAACGACCCAGGUCCAGCAGUUGCGGAAGGAGAUCGCUGACCACAAACUCACGGGUUCGCCGGACCUGUUGCAGAUCCAAUGCAUGAAUUUUGCUCUAUCACGUCGUGGAAUGAAGGAGCUCGGAGUUACCGACGAUCUAAGGGAUGGGCCGUUCAACGAUGGGCAAAAGGCGCAUGCCCAGCCUCUGGGCGACAACGGAAAGCAGAGCCUGCUCUCUUUUGAUCCAGACUGGCUUCUGCCUUUCAAGAACGAGGUCGAUGGUGUCUUCUUGAUUACGGGUGACUCAGACUCCACUGUCCUUGAUGGUAUCAACAAAGUCAAUAAUACUUUCAGCGGUUCCUUCACGGAAAUGCUCAAGGUUGAGGGUCGUGUGCGCCCCGGGAAGGAGAAAGGCCAUGAGCACUUUGGAUUCCGUGAUGGCAUUUCUUUCCCUGCAAUUAGAGGCUUUGUCGAUCCUUUUCCAGGUCAGACUCAGGUGGAUCCAGGUGUAAUUGUAUGCAAAACAAAUGGUGAUGGUGUACUGUUUCGUCCCGACUGGGCGAAGAACGGAUCCUUCCUAGUAUAUCGCCAUCUACAGCAAUUUGUUCCGGAAUUUAACACGUUCGUCGAGAACAACCCAGUUGCCGAUUCGCAGGUAGCAGCUGAAAACCAAGUGGAACUAGCGGGAGCAAGAAUGUUUGGACGCUGGAAGAGCGGGGCGCCGACUGCCCUCUCUCCGUUCGCAGAUGAUCCCGCUCUUGCGGACGAUCCGCAAAAGAACAACAACUUCAACUUCUCAGAAGUCAACUUAAAUGACCAGACUAGGUGUCCCUUUGCAGCACACGUUCGCAAGUCAAACCCGAGGAAGGAUUUAACAAGUGUUCCGGCUUUCGGAGAAGCAUUCGUGGAGUCACACAUGAUAAGCCGUCAGAGCGUUCCCUAUGGACCAGAAGUAGACCCAGAUGCCGAGAAAUUCACGACAGUAAAUGAUCGUGGCCUUGCCUUCGUUUGCUAUCAAAGUAACAUUGACAAUGGUUUCGAGUUUGUCCAAAAGACAUGGGCCAAUGACGUGCUGUUCCCACCCCUGAAGCUUAAUGGGAUUCUCCCUCUUGUCCCAGGUUUCGACCCUAUCAUCGGUCAGAACAAUGGCAACGAUCGUCAAAUGGCGGGUCUUCAGAUUGACCACCCGGCUCAGGAUACAAAGCUUCCCAUAGAAUUCGUCGUGUCGAAGGGGGGAGCGUACUUUUUCUCGCCAUCUAUCACCGCGCUCAAGACCAAGUUCUCCGUCUGA
Messenger RNA from Fomitiporia mediterranea MF3/22, 1422 nucleotides. RefSeq names its product Dyp-type peroxidase (gene FmDyP3). The record is from RefSeq and is a predicted model, not a curated record. Gene Ontology annotation, molecular function: peroxidase activity; heme binding. The coding region runs from base 1 to 1422 and encodes 473 amino acids. NCBI's taxonomy places the organism in Eukaryota, Fungi, Basidiomycota, Agaricomycetes, Hymenochaetales, Hymenochaetaceae. Gene Ontology annotation, cellular component: cytosol. The transcript is spliced from 10 exons.